UGGGAUUGGUCAAACCAGUCACAAGAUGAUGUGAGGUGGAAAAAAAACGAAAAAACACUGAAAGCGUCCCUACCAUUCAGAACAGCCGCUGCAGCUCCGGGGGAAAUUUUUAACUCCACAACAAUGAGUGAAUCACUGGUAGUGUGUGAAGUGGAUGAAGAUCUGGUUAAAAAGCUGAAGGAGUUUCGUUUCCGGAAGGAGACCAACAAUGCAGCGAUCAUCAUGAAGAUUGAUAAAGACAAGCAGCUGGUUAUUCUGGAGGAAGAGCAUAAGGAUAUUUCUCCUGAUGAUCUAAAGGAUGAGCUGCCAGAGAGACAGCCAAGAUUUAUCGUCUACAGUUAUAAGUACGAACAUGACGACGGGCGUGUGUCUUAUCCCCUCUGCUUCAUCUUCUCCAGCCCCGUAGGUUGCAGACCAGAGCAGCAGAUGAUGUACGCAGGAAGCAAAAACAAGCUGGUGCAGACUGUCGAACUGACCAAGGUGUUUGAGAUCAGAAACACAGAGGACCUCACAGAGGAAUGGCUUAGAGAGAAACUUGGGUUCUUCCGCUAAACCCAUCACCUCCUCCAGGGGUCUGGGAUACGAGGAGAAUCCUGAUUGCACAACUCGUGACAUCUCUUGGAGACAACACACAACAGUUAACCUUUCCCUCCUCCCUGCAUCAGACCUGAUUUAAAUAGUGUUUGCAGUCGUCUGUUUUAGGCCUGCUCGGUGGCGUUUAACGCUCAUUACAACUCAUAAGAUGCCAGAAGGUGCACACAAUUACAAGAGUUUGAAUGCUUCUCUGUGACUGCCAACAUUUCUGGCACUUACUAAACCUCACCGAUCUGGCAGCCUAAAACUGACCAUACUGUUUGAAGCAGGUCUGUUAUUGUCUCCAUACAAUCUCUCCAUAUUUCUCUUACGUGUCUGUUUUGAAUUAACGAGGGCUGCCCCCAUUAGUCAACCAAAGACUCAAGUCAUGAUUAAUUGACACUGACACUCAGUUAUUUGUGCCAGAUACUAUUGUUUACACAGCUACUCCCUGAGCUCUUUGGCUGAUAGUUGCAUAUUAUGAACAGGAAAUCUAAAGGGUGGGAUUACUUUGAGAUAAAGGAUAAGUGUUAUUACUGUGCUAUCACUUUUCUUUCUCAGCCCUCCCUCCUAAAAUACACAUUUAAAUACCGAAAUUAAUAUGACAAACAUAUAAUUGCAAAUUCUACUUGACUAAGAAAGUCUUUGUUUGGGGGGGGCAGCCCUAGAAUUAAUGUUCUCAUUGCUCUUCAAGUGCAGAAAUUGACUACAAUUCAAAAGAAUUCAAACACUUUUUAACAACACUUUCUGUUUCUUCUAGAUGUUUACACUCAGAACCUCCUAAGUUUUACCGUUUUAUGUUCAUUAGAUUUUAAUAAUCUGAGAGAGUCUUUUUUUAAAAUAUUUAGUUAUUUCUGGUGUCUCUAGGGUUAGCUAAGUAUAUACUUUAUAUUCAUUUCAUUUCUUUUAUUGUGAAAGACAAACUUCCUGCCAGAACCUCGGAACAAUCAUAGCUACAAUUCUGUUUUGUUUUACUCCGUCUCUCCUUUAGUCAAGGGCAUUUCAGUUAUAAUUUACAGUAACACUAAUACAUCUAUCUAUAUGAUAUGCGUUGCACCUUCUCCUGUGCACAAGAACACAAGCUGGCAGAAGCCCUUGAGUGGUGCUUAUUUAGCUGCAGAUGUAACCCUGUUAGUCUGUCAUCAGUUUUUUUAAAAUCUCUGUUUAGAGGAGAGAAAAAAAAACAGUGUGAAUUGUGGGUAAUUCGUUUGACCUGCAUGUUAAUUACAAGAAUCCAACACUCCAGGAAAACGAUAUUUUUCCACUGAAACAUUCCAGAUGUGAACAGUUACACACAAAAACCUCUAUCUCUAGCGACCAUGACAGUGAUGAUUACACUGCAUUACACAGGGUGGUAGUUCCCGCCCUCAUUUUAAUCUACUGGGCGACUCUGUUUAAAUGGGUUACUGUGUCUUUAGGGUGAUUGUUAGCUCCUAUCGUGCAUUAUAGCUCUUACUGUUAUUGGUGUUUAUAAAUGUCGUGCUUAAAUCCGUAUGUAAAGCCACGUGAAUUGCUUCAUGGUUGUCGCAGCCUUGAGAAUGACGGCUGCGAUUUCUCCAAACGCCAGAUGUGCCAGAAUUGGCAGGUAAAUGACAGCAUCUGGCCGAUUUACAUUCUCCAUGCAGACGCGGGAUUUGACCGGUGUAGCUUUUUUUUUGAAAGGCUGAUAUUUAUGUAUUGAAUGUGCCAGCAGCUCAUUUUUGUGCCAAUGUCUAAUAUCCUCAGCUCAGCUCAGUCUGUAGUUUUUGUUUACCCAAUUUUUCUUAGCUUUGAGCAUUUUUAAAAUACAUUGUGCUGGAGCACACAGCUCAAACACUUUACAAACGGAUGUAUUUGGCUUUUCAUGCCCCAAAGGGACAGCAUUUUUUCCUGGCUUUUGGUUCCCUGCUGAAUAUUGUCAGUAUUUAAGCCAGUGCAGCACACUACCCAAAGGAUUAGUAGCAGCAUGACCAGCCCCAGAUAGUUAAAGCUGUAUAAGAAUGUACUAUGCAUGUAUUGCAGAUAAUACAGACUGGUUUUAUUGUGAUAAAACAGGAGUAACCUCAGUAGUAAGUGACCCGAGUAGCAGACUUCUUCUUUUUUUUUUUUAUAAUACUACAAAUGUCCACUUUUACUCUGAAUUAUAUUGCUGAAUUAAAGGCCAGAAAUUCUCCAGUUAGUGCAUGAUAUUAAAUUGCUAAGGCUACCAUACCAAGGCCAUGCUGCAAGGCCAAAACCUGUUUUUCUCUGAUGGCGUCUUUGCCCUCAUAAACAACAGAAACUCUCCCAGAGAUCUGGCUCAAAGAUGUUUUCGUACAAUCAAACUGCUCCACGUGCAUCAUUCGUAAGGGCAGGGUUUUAUCCAACAGGAGCAAAGGGGACAUAAGUGUAAUCAACUGUUUUAACCCUGGAGAACCCAUGGGAUCAGAGCCGACCCCAUUGGUUUUCUAGGGAAACCAUGGGGUCAAAUUUGACCCCAUGGGUUCUCCAGGGUUAAUGUCUACUAAUAGCAGAAAAACACAAAUCCACUAGAGUAAUGACCUUUAUAUGACCUGAAAAACCCUUCAGAAAGUCUGUAAAUUCAGGAAUAUGCACAGCUUGAAAUGAACACUGUUUAUUCAGUGCAAUUCAGCUCAACCUUGAAAUGUGCAAUGUACUGGGUUAGAUGUGAAUAUAUUUAUCUUUCUAAAUUCUAAAGACCUCUAAAAUGUGGAGAGCUACUGUAGAAGAAGUGUAUGCUUUAAAGUAAGUAAGCCUUACAGAAGGCUUCCCGAUGCUUUCUGAACAGCUGCACAAAGUGUCUGACAUCGUUUAUUUGCACAUGAACGCUAUAAAAGGUUUGCAUCACAGUCGUCAGGUGUGAUAUCUGAAGUAUGUCCAAACUGACAUUAAUUUCUCUGAAAGGAAGCCUCUGCUGUUAGUAUUUUAAAUGGGAUGUAUAAGAAACUGUCCAUUCAUCGUGUAUCAAACUCAGUCUAAUGUAAGGUCCAGUUAACUAAGAGCCCCCUUUGGUUUUGAGCCAUGUAUCUGGUUAUGUCCUGUGGAUCUCUAACAGCUUUUUAUCUUUAUGUGGUGAACGCAUAUAGUUUUUGGCCUCUAGUGGUUUUUUUGUUUUUUUUUACUUUAACCUGCAAUUGUGUUGUCAGCGCUCGGUGUCCUCUGAUUAAAUGCCUAUUCUAUUUUCUUUCCUUUAUACUAAAAAAAAACCCACCUGAAACGUCUGUCAUAACCAGCUGCCUCGUGGCAUCAGUGAAACUUGAGAUAUUUGUAUUUUCCCAUACUUUAUAAAAGUGUCUUGUCCUGUUGUCCAAAUAAAAUGACAGUGAUGUUUA
Pelmatolapia mariae (spotted tilapia) is the source of this 3884-nucleotide messenger RNA. It is a transcript of the gene gmfb, whose product is annotated as glia maturation factor, beta. Gene Ontology annotation, molecular function: actin binding; Arp2/3 complex binding. The coding region runs from base 124 to 552 and encodes 142 amino acids. The record is from RefSeq and is a predicted model, not a curated record. Gene Ontology annotation, biological process: actin filament debranching; negative regulation of Arp2/3 complex-mediated actin nucleation. NCBI's taxonomy places the organism in Eukaryota, Metazoa, Chordata, Actinopteri, Cichliformes, Cichlidae. The transcript has 7 exons. Gene Ontology annotation, cellular component: actin cortical patch.